ACUUUAGGAGACAGAAGAAGAGAAUGAGUGGAGAGGGAAAAGUAGUAUGUGUAACAGGAGGUUCAGGUUACAUAGCAUCAUGGCUGGUCAAGUUCUUACUCCAACAUGGAUAUACAGUGAAAGCCACUGUUCUUGACCUAAGCAGACACUCGAUCAUUGGGUCAAUGGCAGCUCUUCUAGCUGUUCAUGUUCCUGCCUAUAAGAAAAUGGUGUUGUGCGUUACUUUAGGAGACAGAAGAAGAGAAUGAGUAGAGAGGGAAAAGUAGUAUGUGUAACAGAAGGUUCAGGUUACAUAGCAUCAUGGCCGGUCAAGUUCUUACUCCAACAUGGAUAUACAGUGAAAGCCACUGUUCUUGACCUAAGCGAUCCAAAGAAAACCGAACACCUGCGAGCACUCGAUGGAGCUAAAGAGAGACUUUGCUUGUUCAAAGCAAAUUUACUGGAAGAAGGGUCGUUUGAUUCUGCUAUUGAUAAAUGUGAAGGUGUAUUUCAUCCAGCUUGCCCCCUAUUUUAUACAACUGAUCCCAAGGCAGAACUGAUUGAUCCUGCAGUGAAGGGAACACUAAACGUUCUCAGGUCAUGUGCAAAAGUCCCUUCUCUCAAGAGAGUGAUCAUAACAUCUUCAAUGGCAUCAGUUAUGUUCAAUGGAAAGCCUCUGACUCCUAAUGUGGUAAUUGAUGAGACUUGGUUUUCAGAUCCUGCCCAUUGUGAGUCAAUAAAGCAUUGGUAUCUGCAUGCAAAAACCAUAGCCGAAAAGGCUGCUUGGAAAUUUGCAAAAGAAAUUGGAAUUGACAUGGUCACAAUACAUCCAGGGUUUGUGAUAGGUCCUUUCUUACAGCCAACUCUAAAUGUCACUGUGGAGGUUAUUCUGAACUACAUAAAUGGAGAAACAUUUCCUAAUGAAAUUUACAGAUUUGUUGAUGUUAGAGAUGUUGCAUCUGCACAUAUUCAAGCUUUUGAACAACCUUCUGCUAAUGGCAGAUAUUGCUUAGUCGAAAGAGUUGUACAUUUCUCAGAGUUGUUGAAGAUCGUCCAUGAGCAAUACCCUACUCUGCAUCUUCCUGAGAAAUGUGAAGAUGGCAAGCCUUUCGCAUUGAAAUAUGAGAUUUCAAAGGAGAAAGCUAAGAGUUUAGGCAUCAACUUCAUUCCCUUGGAGAAAAUGAGUGGAGAAGGAAAGGUGGUCUGUGUGACAGGAGGGUCUGGUUACAUAGCAUCCUGGCUAAUCAAAUUCUUGCUUCAAAGAGGCUACACUGUCAAAGCCACUGUCCGUGACCCAAAUGAUCCGAAGAAAACUGCACACUUGCUUGCACUUGAGGGAGCCAAGGAAAGACUUCGCUUGCUCAAAGCUGAUUUAUUGGAAGAAGGAUCUUUUGAUGCUGCAGUUUAUGGGUGUGAAGCUGUUUUCCACACAGCCUCCCCUGUAUCCCUUCAAGCCAAUGCCGAUCCUCAGGUUGAACUAGUUGAUCCUGCAGUGAAGGGAACACUUAAUGUUCUUAGAUCUUGUGCAAAAGGGCCUUCUAUCAAGAGAGUGAUUGUAACAUCUUCAUUUGCUGCUGUUCCUUACAGUGGCAAUAAUCUGGCCCCUGAUGUAAUUGUUGAUGAGACUUGGUUUUCUAACCCAGCUGUUUGCGUGGAACGCAAGCUUUGGUAUCAACUUGGAAAAACAUUAGCCGAGCAGGCUGCUUGGGAAUUUGCAAAAGACAACAGGAUGGAUUUGGUUACAAUAAAUCCCGUGUUUGUUGUCGGUCCUCUUUUGCAGCCAACUAUUAAUCAUUCUGUGGAGAUGCUUUUGAACCUCAUAAAUGGAGCUCCAGAGUAUCCAGAUGCAUAUUACAGAUCUGUUGAUGUAAGAGAUGUUGCACAUGCACAUAUUCAGGCUUUGGAGAUUCCUUCAGCUAGUGGCCGAUAUUGUUUAAUUGAGAGAGAUCUUCACUUCUCUGAGGUUCUGAAGAUUGUGCAUCAACAUUAUCCUACAUUGCAACUUCCAGAAAAGAGUGGCCCUGGAUUGAAUUACUUGACAAAGUAUGGGAUAUCAAAGGAAAAAGCGAAAACUUUGGGUAUUGACUUCAUUCCUUUGGAGGUGAGUUUGAAGGACACUAUUGAAAGCUUGAAGGAGAACGGCUUCCUUAGCAUUUGAUUUUGGCUGUUGGAUGGAAAGCAAGGCAAAUAUUACAUAGGCCUUUCAGCUUCAUUGUCUUUAGCUCCCUACUGCAGCAAGAAAUUGUUGCUCUUCAAGAUUGUCUUCAUUUGAAAUAAGUGGACCAACACAUUUAUAAAUAAAUAGUAAUGUUUGUUUAUGUUGUGUAAAUUAAAUAAUAUUUCAUGUGUCACUUGUUUGACUGGUAGCUGAAGUUCAUUUUAAGUUAGUGAUUUUCUAUCAA
This is a messenger RNA of Hevea brasiliensis (rubber tree), 2381 nucleotides long. RefSeq names its product phenylacetaldehyde reductase. The coding region runs from base 245 to 2137 and encodes 630 amino acids. Lineage: Eukaryota; Viridiplantae; Streptophyta; Magnoliopsida; Malpighiales; Euphorbiaceae. Gene Ontology annotation, molecular function: oxidoreductase activity, acting on the CH-OH group of donors, NAD or NADP as acceptor. The transcript is spliced from 13 exons. The record is from RefSeq and is a predicted model, not a curated record.